AUGGCAUCGCUCGAUACUCUGGACAUUAUUGUCCUCGCAGUCCUCCUCCUGGGAACUGUCGCAUACUUCACCAAAGGCACCUACUGGGCCGUGCAAAAGGAUCCGUAUGCCACGUCAAUAGCCAACGGAUCGGCUGGCAAGUCCGGAAAGAGCAGAGACAUUCUCGAGAAGUUGGAGGAAACCGGCAAGAACUGUGUCAUUUUCUAUGGCUCUCAGACUGGCACAGCCGAGGAUUACGCCUCACGGCUGGCAAAGGAAGGAUCUUCGAGAUUUGGCCUCAAGACCAUGACCGCGGACUUGGAGGAGUACGACUACGAGAACCUGGACAAAUUCCCCGAAGACAAGGUUGCAUUCUUCGUGUUGGCCACCUACGGCGAGGGUGAGCCAACGGACAACGCGGUCGAGUUCUUCGAGCACAUCGGCAACGAGGAUGUCUCUUUCAGCGAGAAGAGUGCCGAGGAGUCACCCCUUUCAUCACUCAAAUACGUCACCUUUGGCCUGGGCAACAACACCUACGAACAUUACAAUGAGAUGGUUCGCAAGGCUGAUAAGCUUCUGACCAAGCUCGGCGCGCAGCGUAUUGGAGAUGCCGGGGAGGGUGAUGAUGGUGCUGGUACCAUGGAGGAAGACUUCCUCGCCUGGAAGGAGCCCAUGUGGACUGCGCUCGCAGAGUCUAUGAACCUCGAGGAGCGCGAGGCGGUGUAUGAACCAGUCUUUGAGGUCACCGAGAAGCCGGACUUGGAUGCGUCUCAUGACACGGUCUACCUUGGCGAGCCGAACAAGAACCACCUUGAAGGCACCCAGAAGGGCCCAUACAACGCACACAACCCAUACAUUGCACCCAUUGCCAAGUCGUACGAGCUCUUCAACGACCAGACCAGAAACUGCCUACACAUGGAGAUUGACAUUUCCGGAUCGAACCUGUCUUACACAACCGGUGACCACAUCGCUGUCUGGCCCAACAACGCAGGUCGGGAGGUUGAGCGUCUCUUGAACAUCACUGGUCUGACGCCGAAGAAGGACACCGUCAUCGGAGUCAAGGGUCUGGAUGCGACAGCAAAGGUACCCUUUCCAACCCCAACUACUUACGACACAAUCCUACGAUACCAACUGGAAAUCUGCGCUCCUGUCUCGCGUCAAUUUGUUGCCACCCUAGCCCAAUUCGCACCCAAUGAAGAGCUCAAAGCGAAAUUGGUAAAGAUCGGCGGCGACAAGGACCUCUUUUCUGCCCAGGUCGCGAAGAAGAACUUUAACAUUGCACAAUUCCUCGAGCACAUCGGAAACGGCCAGAAGUUUGACAAGAUCCCAUUCGCGCUGUUCAUCGAAAGCCUGAAUAAAAUCCAGCCUCGUUACUACUCCAUCUCCUCGUCCUCGCUCGUACAGAAGAACAAGGUCUCGAUCACAGCCGUCGUUGAGUCCGUCGAUGUUCCUGGCGMACCUCAUGUUGUCAAGGGUGUAACGACAAACUACCUGCAUUCUCUCAAGCUCARGCAAGACGGAGUGGCCAACCCAGAUCCGCAUGGCUUGAACUAUGCCAUCACUGGUCCUCGCAACAAGUACGACGGUGUUCACGUUCCGGUCCACAUCCGUCACUCCAACUUCAAGCUCCCUUCAGAUCCCAGCAAGCCGAUCAUCAUGGUGGGUCCUGGUACUGGUGUUGCACCUUUCCGCGGAUUCGUCCAGGAGAGAGCGCAGCAGGCCAAGAACGGCGAGAAAGUUGGCAAGACCAUUCUGUUCUUUGGUUGCCGGAAUCGCACUGAUGACUUCAUCUACAAAGAUGAGUGGGAGCAAUACGCAAAGGACAUGGAAGGCCAAUUCGAGCUGGUCCCUGCCUUCUCUCGCGAGGGCAAGGACAAGGUUUAUGUUCAACAUAAGCUGAAGGAGAGGGCAGAUGAGAUCAACCAGCUCCUCGAGCAAAAGGCCUACUUCUACGUCUGUGGUGACGCAGCCAACAUGGCAAGAGAGGUCAAUGAGCUCUUGGCAAACAUCAUCAUGGAGAAGCGCGGUGUGGAUAAGAGGAUAAGUGAGGACAUCGUCAAGGGCAUGCGUACUGUGAACCAGUACCAGGAGGAUGUCUGGUCCUGA
Molecule: messenger RNA, 2085 nt
Organism: Ramularia collo-cygni
Lineage: Eukaryota; Fungi; Ascomycota; Dothideomycetes; Mycosphaerellales; Mycosphaerellaceae
Product: probable NADPH-cytochrome P450 reductase
Exons: 2
Coding region: 1-2085 (694 amino acids)
Cellular component (GO): cytosol
Molecular function (GO): NADPH-hemoprotein reductase activity; FMN binding; flavin adenine dinucleotide binding
Source: RefSeq, a predicted model, not a curated record